This is a messenger RNA of Beauveria bassiana ARSEF 2860, 4233 nucleotides long. RefSeq names its product transcription elongation factor SPT6. The transcript has 4 exons. Gene Ontology annotation, cellular component: transcription elongation factor complex. NCBI's taxonomy places the organism in Eukaryota, Fungi, Ascomycota, Sordariomycetes, Hypocreales, Cordycipitaceae. Bases 1 to 4233 code for a protein of 1410 amino acids. Gene Ontology annotation, molecular function: DNA binding; histone binding; nucleosome binding. The record is from RefSeq and is a predicted model, not a curated record. Gene Ontology annotation, biological process: nucleosome organization; mRNA transcription by RNA polymerase II; transcription elongation by RNA polymerase II.
AUGAGCACCAGUAUGCGCGAUCUGAUCUCUGCCGAGGCAGAGCUCGAUGACGAGGAGGAUGACGAGUCGUUUGACGAAGGAACCGGCGGCCAGCGCAAAAGCGUUCGACCUCAAGAUUUCGACGAUUCCUCCGAGGAAGAGGAGGACGAUGAUGAUGAGGAGGAAGCGCGCAAAAUUCGGGAAGGCUUCAUUGUCGAGGACGAAGAUGAAGAAGAAGAUGGUGGCGACGACGACGAAGAUCGACCCAUCAAGAGGAAACGCGAACAUCGCGAGCGCGAUCGCGAAGAAGAAGAGCAAUUGGACGAGGAUGAUUAUGAUCUUGUCGGAGAGCAGUACGGCGAACAGCCAAAAUCACAGUCGCAGUCCAAAUUCAAGCGCUUAAAGCGUGGCCAUCGUGGCGAUGGCGAUGUAAACAGACCCGCGGGACUCGAAGACAUUUUCAACGAUGAAGAUGACGAAGCUGGUGAUCAACGAGGCUAUCGACCUAACUUCCGUUCUCAAGCCGACGAGUUUGACGACUUCAUCGAGGACGAUUACCCUGAGGAUGAUGACGAGCGCGAGCGCGCUCAGGAGGAUGUUGAGGUCGCCCGCUCCAAGGACCGGGGCGUAUCUGGAAUCGUCGAUACUACUGGCCUUGACAAAGAAGCCUUGGAUGACAUGGAAGCCAUCUUUGGCAAUGGCGAAGAUUAUGACUGGGCUCUCCAGAUGGAAGACGAAGAGGAGGAGCGCGAACGAGACCAACAGGGCAUCGAGCUCAAGGACGUCUUUGAGCCUUCGCAGCUCAAGGAGAAGCUUCUGACCGACGAAGAUAACCAGAUUCGCUUUACCGACGAACCCGAGCGAUUCCAGCUGGAGCGCAAGCCGUUUAAGAACCUUCAGCUCACAGCUGAGCAAUUUCGUGACGAGGCCAAAUGGAUCAGUAACCAACUGUGGCCCAAGAAGGGCCUAUCUCCAGAACUACAGGCGCCUUUCGGUAAAGCAGUUGGCAAGGUUUUAGAGUUCUUCGUUGUCGAUGAGGUGGAAGUCCCCUUCGUUUUCCAGCAUCGCAAAGACUAUCUACUUCACUCCAAAAAGAUUCGCAAGUCAGCACACGAUGAUCCGGACGGUCCUGACUAUAACAUUCAAUCCGACAAGCUGCUAAAUCAGGAUGACCUUUGGCGAAUUCUAGAACUCGACAUCAAGUUUCGGUCAUUCAUCGAAAAGAAGAAUGCGCUAGAAAAAACAUUUGACAACCUCAAGUCAUUAGAGGUCGAAGAUCAAAUGGUUCAAGACAUGAUGCCUGAGGCGAUCACUAUGGAGGAGCUACAAGACUUGCAAGACUAUCUUCAAUUCCAGUACGGCCCCAAGCUCAAGGAUCUGGUGGUCAUGGCUGGCAAUGUUGCUCAGAUGAAGAAGCCUGGCUCCAAGAGCAGUCUUCUGGAUCGUGUUCGCAAUGGCAAGGCUUACUACUUUGUCAAGGCUUAUGGCAUCUCAGCCGAUCAGUUAGCCAAGAACGCUCUUCGUCAGGGCAAAAAGGUGACGCCUGAUGACGACUCGCAAUACCCCAUGGACCUUGCCGACAGCCUAAUUGAUGACAACUUCAACACUGGCGACCAGGUCAUCAAUGCAGCCAGACAAAUGUACGCGGAAGAACUCUAUGCUAGCCCUCGCAUGAGGAAGUACUUCCGCAACUCGUACUAUCAGCUUGCCGAAAUCAGCUGUCGCCGCACGGACAAGGGUCUUCGCAAGAUUGAUGAUACUCACCCAUACUACGAAAUCAAGUACUUGCAAAAUCAAACAAUUGCCGAUCUGGUGCAUCAGCCUGACAUUUUCCUCAAGAUGAUGCGAGCGGAGGAGGAGGGUCUCAUCGAGAUUAAGCUCAUCAUGCCGUCUCGCUUCGAUUUCCGCAAGCAACUGUACCAGGCAUUCGAGUCGGAGAAUUUCAGUGACCGUGCCGAGCAGUGGCGGGAGGAGCGCAAGAAAGUCUUGGAUGCGGCUUAUCCUAAGCUGGAGAAAGCCAUUGCCAAAAAUAUCAAGGAGGUCAUUCGCACCUUUUGCCAAGACGAAGUGCUCAAGAUGGUCCGUCAAGACUACUACAGGAAGCUAGAUCAGGCGCCCUACAAGCCCAAGGGUAUGGUUCUGGGAACACCGCCGCGCGUGCUUGCGCUUUCCAACGGUAUGGGCGACCCAGCGCGUGACCCCAUAUGCUGGGCCUGGGUUCCCGAAGAUGGUCGCGUGUUGGAACAGGGCAAAUUCUCUAAUUUGGGGCGAGACGAGAACCAGCGCGACGCUUUCGUGGAACUGGUCAACCGCCGUCGCCCCGAUGUUAUUGCUGUCAGUGGCUGGUCGUGCGACACCCACAAGCUCGUUCGCGACUUGGAAAGUCUUGUCAGCGAAAAGGCUCUUAUGGGACCGGAAUUUGAAGACCCCGAAACCAAUGAUUAUCGAACUGAGCAAUUAGAAGUCAUGGUUGUUGAUGAUGAGGUUGCCAGACUAUACAAGGAUAGCCCGCGCGCCCUCGCCGAGCACCCUUCGCUCAACCCAGUCACCAGAUAUUGCGUUGCCCUAGCCCGGUAUAUGCAGAACCCCAUGAAGGAGUACGCUGCGCUGGGCAAGGAUGUGAGCUCUCUCUCUUUCCACCCUUGUCAGCACCUGCUGCCACAGGACAAGGUUGCCAAAUAUCUGGAGUCAGCAAUGGUGGACACUGUCAACAUGGUCGGCGUCAACAUCAACGAUGCCAUGGUUGACACGUACACUGCGAACCUGCUCCCCUUUAUUGCCGGUCUUGGGCCGCGCAAGGCCACCAGUGUGAUCAAGGCCAUCAAUGCCAACGGUGGUUCGGUGAAUACAAGAGAAGAGCUUGUCGGUGACCCCGAAAGCCGGAAGCUCCCCGUUGUUGGUCCUCGCGUGUGGAACAACUGUGCUAGUUUCUUAUACAUUGAUUACGACGCGACGAAUCCUGCCUCUGAUCCUCUGGACAAUACUCGUGUCCAUCCAGAAGACUAUGAGCUUGGUCGCAAAAUGGCUGCCGAUGCUUUGGAACUCGACGAGGAAGAUGUCAAAGCUGAGAUUGAUGAAAAUGGCCCGGGCGCUAUUGUGCGCAAGCUUUUCAAGCAGGGCGAACAAGAGAGAGUCAAUGAGCUGGUUCUGGAUGAGUAUGCCGAUCAGCUGUUGCGCAACUUCAACCAGCGAAAGCGUGCCACUCUCGAGGCUAUCAGUGCUGAGCUUCAGGCAGAGUACGAAGAGCUGAGAAGAAGCUUUGCGCCGUUGACGCAAUCAGAAAUCUUUACCAUUUUUACUGGCGAGACCAAGCAGACACUUUGCGAAGGCAUGAUUGUACCUGUCAACAUUCGCGUGGCCAGAGAUGACUUUGCCAUUGCCAAGCUCGACUGCGGUAUCGAGGGUAGGGCAGAGGCUCACGAGGUGACCAGCCGGCCUUCUGUCAAGGACGUGCUGAGUGUGGGCCAAACAACGCGGGCUAAGAUUCUAGAAUUGGACUACAAGGCGUUUUCUGCCAAGCUUUCCAUGCGAGAGGAUGCUCUUCGGAUUCCCUACAAGCGACCGAUCAACCAUGGACGCGACGGAUGGGACUAUGCCCAAGAGGCUGCGGACAAGGAGGAGCUGAAAGAAAAAGACAAGACCACUGGACGCACGCAACGUGUUGUCAAGCACCCCAACUUCAAGCCGUUCAAUGGUCUGCAGGCAGAGGAGUUUUUGGGAUCGCAAGCACCUGGCGAAGUCAUCAUUCGACCAUCAUCGAAAGGAAACGACCAUCUGGCCAUUACUUGGAAGGUCGCAGACAACGUGUACCAGCACAUCGAUGUAUUGGAGAUGCAAAAGGAGAAUGAGUUUUCGGUGGGCAAGCUGUUGCGAAUCGGUGGGCGGUACACAUAUAGCGAUCUGGACGAAUUGAUUGUGGACCACGUUAAGGCGAUGGCUCGCAAGGUAGAUGAGAUGAUGCGUCACGACAAGUAUCAGAACCGCUCGCGUAGCGAGACUGAAAAAUGGCUCACUACGUACAUUGAUGCGAACCCCAACCGGUCAGCGUAUGCAUUCUGCAUUGACACGAAACACUCUGGUUACUUUUGGCUAUGCUUCAAGGCCAGCCGCACAGCCAAUGUGAUUGGUAUCCCCAUCCGAGUGAUUCCGCAAGGUUUCGAGCUCAAGGGCUACCAAUACCCUGACAUGCGCGCCCUGUGCAAUGGGUUCAAGUUGCGGUAUCAAAACGAGUUUUCGAGAAUGGGAACGAGAUGA